This is a messenger RNA of Gallus gallus (chicken), 7995 nucleotides long. RefSeq names its product PR/SET domain 2 (gene PRDM2). The coding region runs from base 205 to 4695 and encodes 1496 amino acids. NCBI's taxonomy places the organism in Eukaryota, Metazoa, Chordata, Aves, Galliformes, Phasianidae. The transcript has 5 exons. Gene Ontology annotation, molecular function: histone methyltransferase activity. The record is from RefSeq and is a predicted model, not a curated record. Gene Ontology annotation, cellular component: nucleus.
GGCGAGGAGCUGUUGGUGUGGUACAAUGGGGAGGACGACCCGGAGAUAGCCGCCGCUAUUGAGGAAGAGCGAGCCAGCGCCCGGAGCCGGCGGCACUCCCCGAAAGCCAAGAAAGGAAAGAAAAAGACUCAGGAAAGCAAAAACAAGGGGAGGAAGGCAACAGAUACAAAGCAGAAAAAGACUGAUUUGGAUUCUUCAGCAGAUAUGAGGGAUUCUAAAGAGGGUCAUAAAGAAGAAGAUGAAAAGCCUUCUGUUUCUGCUGUACUGUCCCUGGAACAAACAGCUGUGAUUCAGGAGAUGGUAAAUCAGGAUGUACUUCCAAAGCUGAUGAUUCCCAGUCCUGCCAGUGAACUGCAAAUAGUGACCGAAGAGAAACAAGAAGAAGCAAUAAACUGUGCAUCAGAUGAUUUGGAUGAGGAUGAAGAAGAGGAUGAAGAAGAGGAAGAAGAGGAGAUGGAAGAUACCAAUAUGCCUAAAGAAAAUGCUGAAAUGCCUUUGAUAUGUGAAGAAAAGUUAGACUCUAUGGAAGAGCAAAAGAGUACAUCAGAGGAAUCUCCAGAGAGCUCUCCAAAGAAACUUGUGGUGAAAAUUCCAAAAGCAAGAGGUGAAUCAAAUGGUGAUGUUCAGGAAACAUUCAUGUUUCCUUGUCAGCAUUGUGAGAGGAAGUUUACAACAAAGCAAGGACUUGAACGCCACAUGCACAUUCAUAUAUCUACUGUUAACCAUGCUUUCAAAUGUCGAUACUGUGGGAAAGCCUUUGGUACUCAAAUUAACAGACGAAGGCAUGAACGGCGCCAUGAGGCAGGGCCAAAAAGGAAACCGUUCUUAACACUAACGUCAUCACAGCACUUGGAUAACGUUGCUGAUAACCAGGUGAUUGUGAGUGAUGGUCUUAAAGAUGACUUGAACGUUUCCAAUCUUGUACAAGACUCUGUUGUCUUGGAUUCUGAGAAAGUCUCCCAAGAAAUGUCACACUCUGCUUUCGCUGAGGAAAACAAGGAGCCCAAAGAAUUGCAUCCAUGCAAAUACUGCAAAAAGGUUUUUGGAACUCACACCAACAUGCGGAGACAUCAGCGCAGGGUUCACGAGCGUCAUCUUAUUCCCAAAGGUGUCAGAAGAAAAGGAUACUUUCAUGAAGAGCCACCACUUCAAACUGAGCAGGCCCCACCAGUGCAGAGUGUAUAUAUAGCAAGUACUGAAAUAGAAGAGGAAGGUGAAAUAGAUGAUGUCUAUAUUAUGGAUAUUUCCAGCAAUAUUUCUGAAAACUUAAAUUAUUACAUUGAUGGUAAAAUUCAGUCCAACAGCAGCACUAGUAAUUGUGAUGUGAUUCAGAUGGAGUCCAACUCUGCAGACUUGUAUGGACUAAAUUGUAUCAUCAGUCCGGUCACCGUGGAAAUUUCCUCAAAUAUAAAGAUUACGCAAACACAGGUGAAUGAGCCUCCUAAGGAGCCCUCUGUUAGUGGGAGCAAUGAAUCCAAAAAGAGGAGAACUGCCAGCCCUCCUCUUGUACCAAAAAUAAAAACUGAAAUAGAACCAGAACCUAUAACUCCUACUAGUUCCUUAAGUCUUCCUCUUAGCAUUUCAACAGAGGGCUUACCUUUUCAUAAAGACAAAAGCGUUUAUUUGUCAUCAAAAUUAAAACAGCUUCUUCAGACACAGGACAGUAAGAAGAUAACUCCAUCAAGUGAAAUCCCUAAGCUAGGACCUUCUGUUGCAUCAUCAUCUAUUUUGCCUCCAGUAUCCAGUAGAUUUAAAAGAAGGACCAGCUCUCCUCCCAGUUCUCCACAGCACAGUCCAGUACUUCGAGAUUUUGUCAAAUCAGGUGAGGGAAAAACUGUGUGGAAUGAUAGUCUUCGAAGUUCAAAAAUGCCAAAGUUAGAAAGCCACAGCAACUCACCUGCUUGGAGCCUAACUGGAAGAGAGGAGAGAGAGACUGUGAGCCCUCUUUGCUUCGAAGACUUCAAAACAUCAAAAGACUGGACAGUGGCUCCAACCUUUGGCAAUGUAUGCAACCAGCAACCCCUGGAUUUGUCUAGUGGUGUAAAACAAAGGUCUGAUAUCAAAAAUAAGCAUCAGGUUCCUUGGGAAUCUGUAUUAGAUUUAAGUGUGCACAAGAAGCCCUGCAGUGAUGCUGAAGUUCGGGAAUACAGAGAAAAUUCCAUUCAACCAACCUGUAGUGGCGUUAAAAAGAAGAAACCAACCACUUGCAUGUUACAGAAGGUUCUGCUGAAUGAGUAUAAUGGAAUGGAUGCAGCCACAGACAGUGCACCCAGUGUGAACAGAAGCCCAAGCCCAAGCAAAUCCCUGGAGUCUCAGGCAGAACCAGACACAGACCCCAGUCUGUCUGCAUCGUCUUCUGUUGACACUCAGCCCCUUAGUUCCUCUGUUUCCCUUGUGCCACACACAUCUGUUGUACCUUCCAUGUGUCAGCUGCCUCCUUUGUUAACACCAACUAAUCCUCCUUCCCCACCACCCUGCCCACCUGUUUUAACAGUCGCUACAUCACCUCCUCCCCUUCUUCCAACAAUGCCUUUAUCAAUUCCAGAUGUCUCUGCUAGUGCCACUAACACUUCCUCUUGUCCAUCGCCACUUUCAAACACUACUACCCAGUCUCCACUACCAGUUCUUUCACCUACAGUUUCUCCAUCUCCAUCUCCUGUUCCUUCAGUUGAACCGCUCAUUUCUGCUGCUUCACCUGGUCCUCCUACUCUCUCUUCCUCUUCUUCUUCCUCUUCUUCAUCCUCCUCCUUCUCAUCUUCCUCCUCAUCAUCAUCUCCAUCUCCCCCUCCUCUUUCAGUGGUUUCUUCCGUUGUUUCUUCUGCUGAUAACCUUGAAAAUACUCUUCCAAUAAUAAAACAGGAGGAAACUGAAAAUGAGCAGAAGGCCAGAGAAGAUCCUCGUACUGCAAGUGAAUCGGGAGUAGUGCAGGAAACAUUCAAUAAAAGCUUUGUGUGCAAUGUCUGUGAAUCACCUUUUCUUUCUAUUAAAGACCUAACUAAGCAUUUAUCCGUCCAUGCUGAAGAAUGGCCCUUCAAAUGUGAAUUCUGUGUACAGCUUUUUAGGGAUAAAACAGGCUUGUCAGAACAUCGCUUUCUGCUUCACGGAGUAGGAAAUAUCUUUGCUUGCUCAGUGUGUAAAAAGGAAUUUGCUUUUUUGUGCAAUUUGCAACAGCACCAGCGAGAUCUCCAUCCAGACAAAGUGUGCACACAUCAUGAGUUUGAAAGCGGGACUUUGAGACCCCAGAAUUUUACUGACCCCAGUAAGGCCAACAUAGAGCACAUGCAGAGCCUGUCAGAAGACUCUUUAGAACUUUCUAAAGAGGAGGAAGAAGACGAAGAUCUAAAUGAUUCCUCUGAAGAGCUUUAUACUACUAUAAAAAUAAUGGCUUCUGGGGUAAAAUCUAAAGAUCCAGAUGUUCGUAUGGGCCUCAAUCAACACUACCCAAGCUUUAAACCACCUCCAUUUCAGUAUCACCAUCGAAAUCCUAUGGGUAUUGGCGUUACUGCAACAAACUUCACUACCCACAAUAUUCCACAGACUUUCACUACUGCCAUCCGAUGCACAAAAUGUGGGAAAAGUGUCGAUAACAUGCCUGAGUUACACAAACACAUACUGGCCUGUGCAUCUGCCAGUGACAAAAAGCGGUACACGCCCAAAAAAAACCCAGUACCACUGAAACAGACAGUGCAGCCUAAGAAUGGCAUGGUUGUCAUCACUGGUCCUGGAAAGAAUGCCUUCAGGCGAAUGGGUCAGCCAAAAAGACUUAAUUUCAACGUUGAGAUUAGCAAAAUGUCUUCAAAUAAACUAAAAAUAAAUGCAUUGAAAAAGAAAAACCAGCUUGUCCAGAAAGCUAUCCUGCAAAAGAAGAAAUCUGCCCAGCAGAAGGCAGAAUUGAAAAAUAGUCUUUCUGAGUCAGACUCUCACAUCUGCCCCUACUGUAAUAGAGAGUUUACAUACAUUGGAAGUUUGAACAAACAUGCAUCAUAUAGCUGUCCCAAAAAACCCAUCUCCCCAUCCUCCAAAAAAAAAUCAUCCAAAAAAGGUGCAAGUUCAUCACCUGCAAACAGCGAAAGAGGCAGCAACCAGCGCAGACGAACAGCAGAUGCAGAAAUCAAAUUGCAAAGCAUGCAGCCUCACUUGGGCAAGACAAGAGCACGAACCUCAGGACCUGCACAAAUCCAACUGCCCUCUGCAUCCUUCAAAUCCAAACAAAACAUUAAAUUUGUACCUCCCAUUCGAUCGAAAAGGCCAAAUCCAUCUUCGUCGUUGAGGAACUCUAGUCCUGUGAGAGUGUCCAAAAUGACUCAUGUUGAUGGGAAAAAAACUAAGGUGGUAGGUAAGAACACUUCCUCUGGAAUCUCAAGCAAAGCCACCCGGAAAUUGCACGUCAGAAUACAAAGGAGUAAUAAGGCUGUUUUGCCAAGUAGGUCUGCUGUGGCAAGUAAGAAAAAGGCAGACAGAUUCACUGUAAAAUCUAGAGAGAGGAUUGGAGGACCUAUUACACGAAGCUUACAGCAGGCGGCAAAUGCCGAGGCAGCAGAAAACAAAAAAGAUGAAAGCAGUACAAAGCAAGAAUUAAAAGAUUUCAGUUACAGGCUCCGCAUGGCCUCUAGAUGUCCCUCCUCUUCUUCUAACACCAGCACCAGGCAAUGCAAGAAAUCCAGCUGCACUGCAUCCCCCUUCUUCAAGGAAUAGACCUCUGCGUGUCAGAGCGGAGCAGGUACUAGGAACUUUUGGCUGGAAAAGGAGAGAGGAAGUAAUCCUGCAGCAUCAUCCCAGCUGAGGUGAGAGCAGUUCCUCGGCAGACAGCAGGACAGCGGUUCCUUCUGCUGUCACUUUGUUCUCCCAUCCAGAGGGAGAGGGACAGAGUGUGCUGGGAUAGCAUGGAGAAAUGGGGAGAGCCAAGAGCUGGAAUAGCACGGAGAAAUACUCAGACAACGGCAGGCAGGUUACCUGUGUUCAGAGAGCUGCAGGGCUGGGUGAGAGUCUUCUUCCUGGCCAAACUUGGAGGGGUUUAACAUACUAUGCAAUUAAAUGCUGAGAAGACUGUUACAUCGCUUUAUUCCUACUUUGCAUCCUAACGGGUAAAGAACUGGGCAACCUGCAGAAACCCACAGGGAGAGGGGUAGGUUUUGCUGAGGUUUCCAUGUCUGCAGCCUGUGGGUACCCCAGUUCCUUGACUUUGUACCUUGAGCUUUAACGGGCACGGUGCCAUUGCUUUUGGAGUGCUUCAGGACCCGUGUUUCUUUGGAAGACCACUUGUUAAGUGAUCUCUGCAAUGCACUGAUAGCCCACAGGUUCCUAAAGGGACAAGCAUCUGUUUCCUAAAGGCUGCUGUCGCAUUUCUCGCCAGUCUGGUACUCUUGUUACAGUCAGGAUUUGUUUGUUUAGUGACAGUAUUGAACACACAUGUCACUGAGCAGUGCCACGCAACGAUUUUCCUUAAGUAUGGAGCUCUGUGUAAGCUGUCAUGCAAGCAUGCUUCACUUCAAUGGUCCUAUAAGAGGAGGCAUCGAUGGAGGCAGCCAGGAGAGCCGCAGCAACAUUGAGGUCAGUUUGACAAAUGCAGUGCAGAGAGAUCUCCUGCUCCUCAAUGCUGACAAUCACACACAGGCAGCGGUGCUCCUGCUCGUUUCACUUCUGAGGUCCCACUUUUGAUGGGACCCCUGCUAAUGUAGUGUCCGAGUUUGGGAUUUUUGAAGGAGGCCGAGGGGGUUGAUGGCCCUAUUUCCCCCUUGUCUCGGUCAGUUUAUCCCUUCCCUUGUCUUUGCACUCUGCACAGGUAAGCACACAUCUGUGUAUCCACGUGUUAAUUGUGAAAGAACAAGUGCCCAGUUGAUACUCCUUCCCACUGCCACCCUGAAAAGGUCAAAGAAGGAUCGAUUAUAUGUAGAUCCACAUAUAUAUAUAUGGCUUAUAUAUGAAUAUGUAUGAAAUGGCUGAAAGCAGCUGAUUUUGUACAGUUUUGACGAAAAUCAGAAUGUUGGAGAUGAAUACAAAAGCUUUAAACAAAAACUGUUGAUUCUGUUCGCCAUAAAAAUGUCUAAGCUACGUGUUUGAAUAGGAGAGCCAAGGUCUUCGGGAUCUUACCUUACCUAGCUGCAGAUCUUUUGGGUAACCCAAAUUGUAGGCUGUCUAAGUGCAAUUGUGGUGUGAUGCUGGGGAUUGGAUGAGCCAUAAGAAGCAAUGUGCCCUCCCGUGGUUGGAAGCAAUGCUUCCAGCCUGAGGUGAUGAGAGCAUGGAGGUGAAGGCUUUGUGGGCAGCUUGGUGCCAUCGCUGGCUGCUCUGCCUCUUGCCUAGACUGGAGAGUCUCGAGGAUGUGUCCCCUCUUGAGCUUUUUGCUAGCAAUAAUUUCUUCUUGAAGGAUGUGAUUGUACCAAUUCCAAACCAAGGCGGAAAAGUUUCACAGCAGCCUGGAAGACUGAGAUUGUCAUUAUUCAUUACAACCAGUAGGAAGUGAGUAUCCGAAUCUGCCGGGCAGCUUGGCCAAUCUUGGUUAAAUAGCACAGAAAAUAAACUCCCUGGCCUUACAUAUGUCAAAGAAGCUGGCGUGCAGAUAGAGCUCUCUGAUCAGUUCAGCUCACUUUCAUUUCGCAUGUUACCUUUCCUUUAAUUUUCUCUGCACGUUUUCCUUCCAUCAUUUCCUAUUAGGAUGGUAAAACCCCGUUCUUCCAAACAGGAAUUACCUUCCCGUGCGCCCGGACAGCAUCGGGACAGUUCAAACAACAAAUCCACAGUGCUUAAUAAAAACAGCUCCGAUACGCUCUGUCCUGAGCACCACCUCGAUGUGCCCUUGAUUUUCCCAGGCUGCCCAAAGCACUGUGGGUGCCCCAUCCCUGGAGGUGCCCAAGGCCAUAGAUGGGGACCUGGGCAACCUCAUCUGGUGUGGGGCACCCAACCCAUGGCAGGGAUUGGAACUGGAUGGGCUUUAAGGUCCCUUCCAACCUAAGCCAUUCUGUGACGUUCAGUCGAAGGUCAUGCCUACUGCACAAAUCCUCACUGCUCACGUGAGGAUUGUUGCUGAGCCCAAAUCCUGCUUUAAACAACCCGUCCUGAGACGCUCUCAGCUUCCAGCAGCAGUGAGUUGAAUGGAGCGCAGAGUUUCUGGCACGGAUGCUGCUUCGUUCAGUGCCUUUGAGGCAUACCAAUGAGGUUAAUAGGGGUCGCUUUUGUGCAAUUCAGUUUUGCUGCUUUUUUUUUCCCCCCUCAGAGCAGCAUUAACAACGAACAAACUCAAGGAGAGAAGCAUGUAGAUUGUUGUGCUAUAUUAACAUUUAUUUCCCCUGAGAAAUGCUGGCCUAUUGCGCCAACCUGUACAUAUGUAUCUACCAUUUUAAAAGCACGUCUUUCUGUCCCUGGUUGUAAAUGCUCUGUUUUUAAGGUUUUAUAAGGUGUGUUCCUCAACCAAAAGACCACAGCACCCGGCUUUGUAUUGUGGCCAUCUUUUUGGAGGCUCCAUUGCAGUCUGAGCUGUGGCAGAGGAAUAUCCCCACCAAACUUCUCAUUGUUUUCCAGCUGUGUGGGAGAGUUGAUUUUUCUUACAGGAAAUCAAUCAGUUCAACGUGGUGUCGUUUCUCCAGAACGAUGAGGACUUUUUCUUCGCAGCAAAUUCAGGACAGUGCACCAUUCUUAUUUUAUUUUACUCUCCCAAGGUGGAAUUUCAUGGUUCUGCAGCAAAUUUUUGACCUCCCCGCUGUGUGCCUGCUGACAAAGCAUGAAAUUCUGCCCUUGGAUAAUGUUGUGAAAACCCAAGGAGAGCGUGGAGAAAAAAACUCAGGUUCUGCAUGUAGGAAUCUGCGAGGCCAACCCUGGUAGCUCUGCAGUGCUCUCAUGGCAAUGCUGAUGUUGAGGAGUUGAUGGAAUAAGGAACUACGUGGGGAUGUGGCGUGAGCUGGUUGGUGCUCGGAUGCUGAACGUUGCUCUGGAAGAGUGAAAGCUCUGUUGCCUGUCCUCCAUGUAAAGGGAAAGACCAAUAAAUCAAUGUGACAAACCUCA